This is a messenger RNA of Austrofundulus limnaeus, 1183 nucleotides long. RefSeq names its product calcipressin-1. Gene Ontology annotation, biological process: calcium-mediated signaling. Gene Ontology annotation, molecular function: nucleic acid binding; calcium-dependent protein serine/threonine phosphatase regulator activity. The record is from RefSeq and is a predicted model, not a curated record. Lineage: Eukaryota; Metazoa; Chordata; Actinopteri; Cyprinodontiformes; Rivulidae. Gene Ontology annotation, cellular component: nucleus; cytoplasm.
ACCAACUUUGAGUCUCUGUUCCGUUCCUUCGACCCAGAGGUGCAGUUCCACUACUUCCGGUCUUUCCGGCGGGUUCGGAUCAGCUUCAGUGAUGCCCUGGCUGCUGCUGAGGCCAGACUCCGGCUGCACAAGACUGAAUUUAAUGGCAAAGAGAUGAGACUCUACUUUGCUCAGUCUGUCCACAUCGGAAGUCCUCGUCUGGAGCCUCCCAAACCAGACAAGCAGUUCCUCAUCUCUCCUCCUGCCUCUCCUCCUGUCGGCUGGGAGCAGUCCAACGAUGCUACGCCGGUCAUCAACUACGACCUGCUGUGCGCCAUCUCCAAACUAGGGCCAGGAGAGAAGUACGAGCUGCACACGGCCACGCCCACCACACCCAGCGUGGUGGUCCACGUCUGUGAGGACGAGCACGGCGACAGCUCGGCGCCCGACGACAGUGACCAGGACGAGAAGCCCCGCCCCCUGCGGCAGAAGAUCGUCCAGACUCGACGCCCCGACUACACGCCCGGAGCGGAGCAGUGAAACGGAGGAAGGACGAGGUGGCGCGUCGAGCCAACCUGAAGUUUUUGAUCAGGAGAGAUUCUGAGAUGGAGGAUUUUUGCGAAGCCGUCUGCGGACGCUGGGACGUCCUGUCGACGACAAGAACAGGAAGUGAAACACAUGAUGAUGUAUUCAUGUCCUGUGGAAAAAAAAACACGUCAUGUAAACUUCCUACAGGAAGAAAACGAUAAUAUUUAGUGUUUGUGAGUUUGAGAGUAAUAUUAAUGUAAAUGUAAAAAGCUAACAGUUUAAAUUGUUUUUGUCGGUCAGAAACGACGAACAGUGAAAGCAUCGCAUUCAGACAAUUCGYUUCUUUAUUUUCCUACAUGACAUGAAUGCAUCAUUAGUCAGGUGACUCCUGUGUGAGCUGUCCUCGUGAAAAGUUUAGUACAAUCAGGAGAACUUUUGAAAAGUGUCGAUGUUAGACGUUAUGACACAACUGUUACUGCUUAAGGUGCGACAUAUGCAGAUAUGUAGAAGCUGAGGAGCUUCAUGCAAAACCGCCGACGCUUUGUCUCGUCGUCAUGUCGACUGCUGUCACUAAAACAUGGAGGGGCACGCACAUCAAGUCCACCCACUUUCAUUUCUAGGGUGUAUUUCUUCGAGACUAAAUAAAAAAUGGUCUUGUUUUACCAGUUUCUAGUAA